Lemur catta (Ring-tailed lemur) is the source of this 2783-nucleotide messenger RNA. RefSeq names its product DEK proto-oncogene (gene DEK). Gene Ontology annotation, biological process: chromatin organization; regulation of double-strand break repair. Gene Ontology annotation, molecular function: histone binding; DNA binding. The record is from RefSeq and is a predicted model, not a curated record. Gene Ontology annotation, cellular component: nucleus. The transcript is spliced from 11 exons. The coding region runs from base 194 to 1321 and encodes 375 amino acids. NCBI's taxonomy places the organism in Eukaryota, Metazoa, Chordata, Mammalia, Primates, Lemuridae.
CAUUCCCGCUCUCCUUCCCGAACCGCCAUUUUGAAAAUCUUGUUGAUUCUGGGGAGCGGAGCGCGCGACGCGAGCGUCACGCCAGACAGCGGCCCGCGCGCCUUCUUCUCAGCGUCGGCCGCCGCCGUCUCCCGGAGCCUCCUCGUGCCCUCGCGCGCCAGGCCCGCGGCGGCCGGGCCCCGUGGUCCACAGCAUGUCCUCCUCGGCCCCCGCUGCGGAGGGAGAGGGAACCCUCACCCAGCCCGCGUCCGAGAAGGAGCCCGAAAUGCCCGGGCCCAGAGAGGAGAGUGAGGAGGAGGACGAGGACGACGAGGAGGAGGAGGAAGAGGAAGAGAAAGAAAAGAGUCUCAUCGUGGAAGGCAAGAGGGAAAAGAAAAAAGUAGAGAGGUUGACGAUGCAAGUCUCUUCCUUACAAAGAGAGCCAUUUACAAUUGCACAAGGAAAAGGGCAGAAACUUUGUGAAAUUGAGAGGAUACAUUUCUUUCUGAGUAAGAAGAAAACAGAUGAACUUAGAAAUCUGCAUAAACUACUUUACAACAGGCCAGGCACAGUGUCCUCAUUAAAGAAGAAUGUGGGUCAGUUCAGUGGCUUUCCGUUUGAAAAAGGAAGUACCCAAUAUAAAAAGAAGGAAGAAAUGUUGAAAAAAUUUAGAAAUGCCAUGUUAAAGAGCAUCUGUGAGGUUCUUGAUUUGGAGAGAUCAGGUGUAAAUAGUGAACUAGUGAAGAGGAUCCUGAAUUUCUUAAUGCAUCCAAAGCCAUCUGGCAAACCAUUGCCAAAAUCUAAAAAAACUUCUAGCAAAGGCAGUAAAAAGGAACGGAACAGUUCUGGAAUGGCAAGGAAAGCUAAGCGAACCAAAUGUCCUGAAAUUCUGUCUGAUGAAUCUAGUAGUGAUGAAGAUGAAAAGAAAAACAAGGAAGAGUCUUCAGAUGAUGAAGAUAAAGAAAGUGAAGAGGAGCCACCAAAAAAGACAUCCAAAAGAGAAAAACCUAAGCAGAAAGCCACUUCUAAAAGUAAAAAAUCUGUAAAAAGUGCUAAUGUUAAGAAGGCAGAUAGCAGCACCACCAAGAAGAAUCAAAACAGUUCCAAAAAAGAAAGUGAGUCUGAAGAUAGUUCAGAUGACGAACCUUUAAUUAAGAAAUUGAAGAAACCUCCUACAGAUGAAGAGUUAAAGGAAACAGUGAAGAAAUUAUUGGCCAGUGCUAACUUGGAGGAAGUUACAAUGAAGCAAAUUUGCAAAAAGGUCUAUGAAAAUUAUCCUGCUUACGAUUUAACUGAAAGAAAAGAUUUCAUAAAAACAACUGUUAAAGAGCUAAUUUCUUGAGAUAGAAGACAGAGACAGAUGACUUGUUUCCAUAGAUAUCUGAUUUAUACCAUUAUACCAGCAAAGAGAAUGUAUUUCCUUUUCUAAAUCCUUGUUAAGCAUUGUUAGUAGAAUUUACUGUUGACCUUUUUAUCUUGAGUGUUAUGUAAAUUUGAGUUUGCCGUUUUAAAUUGCAUUCCUGUGCAGUUUUUAGUUUAAAAUCUUGCAUGGCAGUAAUUGUUCCUUGCUUUUAUAGUUGUAUUUUGUACAUUUUGGAUUUCUUUAUAUAAGGUCAUAGAUUCUUGGACUAUUGUGGUUUUUAGUGCACUUAAUAUUAGCUUGCUUAAGACAUACUUUUAAUCAAGUAGAACAAAAACUAUUAUAACUGGCAUUUAUACGCAGACUAUUGCAGUAUUUAGUAUAUGAACUAUUUUGAAUACAUAUCUCUUCUGUCAGUGUCUGUCAGUGUGAAAACUCAGUGGCAGUAUGUUCAUCGUAUUAAAAAUACACAAACUACAGCUAUCCAGAUGACUAAAUUGGAACUUUUCUCCUGCAUGUAUAUAAUGUCAAAUUGUCAGCAUGACAAAAGUGACAGAUGUUAUUUUUGUAUUUUUAAAAACCAAUUUGUUGUAUAUAAAGUUUUUUAUUUCUUUUGAGCAAAUCACUUUUUAAACUCACAUAGGUAGGUAUCUUUACAAUUAUAAACUAUGAAAUCUCAGUGUUCAGCCAGGUGGUGUAACAGAGCGCAGCAGUGAAGGUUCAGUGACAGGAACACUGAAGGAACAGUCUUCCUGCUUUGCCUCAAAAGUGUCAUCAAUUUGUAGUAUUAAUUCUGCAAAGCGUCUGUAGGUACAUUUUAUAUUAAGGAAAGACCAAAAUCAAUGCAUCACAGCUUCAAAAACUUUGGGAAGGGUUGGAAUUAAGCACAUCUGACUUAUUUGACAAUGAACUGAUUUUUAUUAACUGCUCUUGCCCAUAUAAAAUGCUUAUAUAUUUACAGAAAACCUGGCCAUCUUCAUAAUUAUGAUAAAAGUACCAGGUGUAGUGCCAGAAGAUAAUGUACAGGCAAUAGCAGAUAUCUCAAAAGUGAUAAGAUGUUUAUUUCUAACAUUUCUGGAAUCAGCUGUUGGGUUUUAAAUUUUGGCUAAUCAGGAUUUUAGGUAUCAACAACAAAGCAAUUGAAAGGGAAUUGAUUUUUGUCUUGGAAAUUGACUGUCUCAAUCAGUUUAUUAAGUAAUCUCUCUGAAUUUUAAAAUAACAUGCUGCUUAUGACAGAAUUAGAUACUCGAUGUACCAAUUAAGUGUUGAAAGAUAUCUUUGCAUUAUAGAACAGAAAUAUAUAAAAAUGAUAUGUUGAAUGUUAACAGGUAUUUUCACAGGUUUCACUUGCUUCUUGAUAAAGACAUUAGGGUACGGUAUACUUAAUACAAAUGAUUUUAAACUUGUUCUUAUAAACCUUGUCAAUAAAAAUAAUCUAAAUCAA